AUGAAUUCGGCCGAGCAGACCGUUACGUGGCUCAUCACCCUGGGGGUGCUGGAGUCGCCCAAGAAGACCGUGGCGGACCCGGAGGGCUUCCUGCAGGCGUCGCUGAAGGAUGGCGUGGUCCUCUGCAGGCUGCUGGAGCGCCUGCUGCCCGGGACCAUCGAGAAAGUCUACCCGGAGCCGCGGAGCGAGAGCGAGUGCCUGAGCAACAUCCGCGAGUUCCUGCGCGCCUGCGGGGCCUCCCUGCGCCUGGAGACGUUUGAUGCAAAUGAUUUGUAUCAGGGGCAAAACUUUAACAAGGUCCUCAGUUCCUUAGUGACUCUAAAUAAAGUGACAGCAGACAUCGGCCUGGGAAGCGACUCUGUGUGCGCCCGGUCUUCCUCCCACCGAAUCAAGUCCUUCGACUCUUUGGGAUCCCAGUCUUCACACAGUCGGACUUCAAAAUUGUUCCAGGGCCAGUACCGGAGUUUGGACAUGACGGAUAAUAGCAACAAUCAGCUGGUAGUGAGAGCGAAGUUUAGCUUCCAGCAGACCAACGAAGAUGAACUGUCCUUCUUGAAGGGCGACAUCAUCCAUGUCACGCGCGUGGAGGAAGGAGGCUGGUGGGAGGGCACGCACAACGGCAGAACCGGCUGGUUCCCCAGCAACUACGUGCGCGAGAUCAAGCCAAGUGAGAAGCCGGUCUCCCCCAAGUCGGGGGCGCUGAAGAGCCCUCCCAAAGGGUUCGACACGAGCGCCAUCAACAAGAGCUAUUACAAUGUGGUGCUGCAGAAUAUUUUAGAAACAGAGAACGAAUAUUCUCAAGAACUUCAGACUGUGCUUUCAGCCUACCUGCGGCCACUGCAGACCAGUGAGAAGUUAAGUUCAGCAGACACUUCAUAUCUAAUGGGGAACCUAGAGGAGAUCUGCUCUUUCCAGCAAAUGCUUGUGCAGUCUUUGGAAGAAUGCGCCAAGUCGCCUGAGGCCCAGCAGCGAGUGGGAGGCUGCUUUCUGAAUCUGAUGCCACAGAUGAGGACCCUAUACCUCACAUACUGUGCCAACCACCCGUCUGCCGUGAGCGUCCUCACUGAGCACAGCGAGGAGCUUGGGGAGUUCAUGGAGACGAAGGGCGCCAGCAGCCCUGGAAUCCUUGUGCUGACCACCGGCCUGAGCAAGCCGUUCAUGCGCCUGGACAAGUACCCCACGCUGCUCAAGGAGCUGGAGAGACACAUGGAGGAUUUCCAUCCAGAUAGACAAGAUAUUCAGAAAUCUAUGACUGCCUUCAAAAACCUCUCAGUCCAGUGUCAAGAAGUCCGGAAAAGGAAAGAGCUUGAGUUGCAGAUUCUGACGGAAUCCAUCCGGAGCUGGGAGGGAGAUGACAUCAAGACACUGGGCAGUGUCAUUUACAUGUCACAGGUCAUGAUUCAGUGCGCAGGGAGCGAGGAAAAGAAUGAAAGAUACCUUCUCCUCUUCCCGAACCUCCUGUUAAUGUUGUCUGCCAGUCCCAGGAUGAGUGGCUUCAUUUACCAGGGGAAGCUGCCAACGACAGGAAUGACAAUCACAAAGCUUGAGGACAGUGAGAAUCACAGAAAUGCAUUUGAAAUAUCAGGGAGCAUGAUCGAGCGGAUCCUCGUGUCUUGCAACCACCAGCAGGACCUGCACGAGUGGGUGGACCACCUGCAGAAGCAGACGAAGGUCACGUCCGUGAGCAACCCCACCAUCAAGCCCCACUCUGUGCCGUCUCACACCCUCCCCUCGCACCCCAUCACGCCGUCCAGCAAGCACUCGGACAGCAAGCCCGCGUCGCUGAUGCCCGCCUACCACACGCUGCCCCACCCCUCCCACCAUGGCACCCCGCACACCACCAUCAGCUGGGGGCCCCUAGAGCCCCCGAAGACCCCCAAGCCUUGGAGCCUCAGCUGCCUGCGGCCCGCGCCUCCCCUGAGGCCCUCGGCUGCUCUCUGCUACAAGGAGGACCUCAGUAAGAGCCCCAAAACCAUGAAGAAGCUGCUCCCAAAGCGCAAACCUGAGCGGAAGCCUUCAGAUGAAGAGUUUGCCUUGCGGAAAAGCACGGCUGCUCUGGAGGAGGAUGCUCAGAUCCUGAAGGUCAUCGAGGCUUACUGCACAAGUGCCAAGACGCGGCAGACACUCAACUCGACAUGGCAAGGCACUGACCUGAUGCAUAAUCACGUCUUGGCUGACGACGGCCAAUCAAGCCUAGACUCCCCGGGUCGUCGCAGUAGCCUUUCUCGCUUGGAGCCCUCAGACCCCUCGGAAGACUCUGAGUAUGACAGUAUAUGGACAGCCCAUAGUUACAGAAUGGGUUCAGCAUCUCGUUCACGCAAAGAAUCUGCUCCACAAGUUCUGCUUCCAGAAGAAGAGAAAAUCAUAGUGGAAGAAACGAAAAGUAAUGGUCAGACGGUGAUAGAGGAAAAGAGCCUCGUGGACACUGUGUACGCACUGAGGGACGAAGUCCAAGAGCUGAGACAGGAUAACAAAAAGAUGAAGAAGUCGCUCGAGGAGGAACAGAGGGCCCGCAGAGACCUGGAGAAGCUGGUGCGGAAGGUGCUGAAGAACAUGAACGACCCCGCCUGGGAUGAGACCAACCUGUGAGGAGGAUCUCUGCUCCCCGGGGCGGGGGUGGCCCAGGCCGGGUGACCCUGGGGACUGAGUGUCUCAGAAGAACCCAGCCUGAGGCGUAGACGCCGAGGACGCAAGCCGAGCUGUGUGGGCCUCGCUGCCGGCACCGCUACCUCACCUGCAAUAAGUGCAGUACCUGGCAGAGCCCUGGCUUCCAGACUCCUCGUCAUGCAGGAACGCACUCCGCACCCUUCUUGUCAGUGCCGCUUGGAAUGCACACCCACGGCUUCCGCCUGGGCUGACCUCCACCGGCACUCCCAGCCCACUGACCACUCAGGUGCUGGAAGCCAGGGCCCUGUGCUCUGGGCCGGGGCCCGACUGGCCCGCCCCACCCGUCACCAUGGUGCUCUAAGCGGAUGUCCUGCUGGUCGAUUGUUGCGAGUCCCGUCCCGUCCCGUCCCCCCCCCCCCCAGAGCAGAGUCCGGUCUGCCUGCUGCCAGGCUGGGGCAGUGCUGGCUGUGGGCGUCGCCCUGGCCCUGAGGAGAGCAGGAGCCCAUCUGGCGGGGUUGUCUGCUCUUCUGGGUCCGGGUGCCCGCAGCGUUGCAGGGGUCACGCAGACUUGCCGUGGAGGCUCCUAGAGAAUCCUGACAAAGUGCACUGUCCGUCCUCCCCCCAAAAGACAGCGAGAGCCUGUACAUAAAAUUAUUUAUUAUGCUCAAGCAGCCAAUGGAAACAGCGAGGCAGUGCUGGGAGCAGUUGCCAAUGGUGGGCCUUCCCCGUGGGGCGUCCUCCCGCGGGCACGGCCACACCGCUUAGCACCCACUGGGCAUCGCCUUCCUCUCUCAGCAUGAAUACAGCAAUACACCUCGGGUUCAGCGAGGCCACAGCUGCCCAGACUCGGGACCGACCACUCUGUGCCGCAUGCCAAGGACACGAGCACCGAGGCGGUCUUUGCUCUGUCUUUGCUCGCCUUGCCUUCUGGGGCCCAGCCCACGGGCCCGGGGUUGAGUCUGCUUUGGAAGUGCGUGGCAGUGCCCACGAGAACCUCGCUGUCGUUUUCCUCCUCCGCAGAGGGCAGAGCUGAGGUGGGCUCAGCUUUUCCGCAGAAAGUGUCUUCAGGAGCCGAACUGGCGCUGCGGGCUGUGCGUGACAGGCUGUGUGGCACCGGGUGGGACGCUGAGUCCAGGCCCAGUGCGGGCGGAUCUGCGUUGGAGACUGGCCGGGCGCCUCGGACCGAGUUGCUUUUCUGGUGCCUGCUCAGACCUCUCACUACAAUUGCCAACUUCCCAGCGUUAGCGUUUUAUCCAUCUGUGCUGGGACAAGAAAAAUCGAGCCUUUUCCUUUUCUAUAAGCCCUGUUUCUACACGUGUUUUUGGUGACACGUGGACGUUGCCCUGGAAACCAUUGGUGUGAGUGGCUUGUCGUCAAAGCAGAUUCUAACUCAGGAACAGCUCUCCUGGGGUUCCGCGGCCGGCACGGCGUCCCGCAGACCUGCCUUACCGUAGCCCGGAGCGUUUCCUAGAACUCGCGUGUGUACCGUGGCUCGGCGGGCUGGCACUGAGGUGGAGGUGGAGGCGGCCGCUGCUCUCCGUCCCGAGCUCCGUCUUCCGGGCUCUGGGAGCCGAGGUCGGUGUGUGCGUGUGCGCGCGGUUCUCGCUCACAGUGCCCUGUCGCACACCCCUGCCUUCUGCUGUGCGGCCGGCCGUACGGGCUGCUCCGUGGCGCUCGUCCUGCAGGGCUGAGAAGCAGCCAUCUCCCGUGCUGUACGAGAAGCACUUUCUUGUCAGACGGCCGAGGUCCACACCCCACCAGCCUCCUGCUUCCGGCAACGUCAGCGUCUCAGACGGCGGCCCGGUGUGGGCGACGACGAUGUGCGUGCGAUGUGCGUGCUCGUCGGUGUAAUUAUUAAACUGUUAUUUUUCUUACUCCACAAAA
This is a messenger RNA of Heterocephalus glaber (naked mole-rat), 4491 nucleotides long. RefSeq names its product Rho guanine nucleotide exchange factor 7 (gene Arhgef7). NCBI's taxonomy places the organism in Eukaryota, Metazoa, Chordata, Mammalia, Rodentia, Bathyergidae. The record is from RefSeq and is a predicted model, not a curated record. Gene Ontology annotation, cellular component: cytoplasm; lamellipodium. Gene Ontology annotation, molecular function: guanyl-nucleotide exchange factor activity; protein binding. Gene Ontology annotation, biological process: intracellular signal transduction; lamellipodium assembly.